Messenger RNA from Caenorhabditis elegans, 762 nucleotides. RefSeq names its product DUF19 domain-containing protein (gene F55B11.2). The transcript has 3 exons. The record is from RefSeq and is marked reviewed. NCBI's taxonomy places the organism in Eukaryota, Metazoa, Nematoda, Chromadorea, Rhabditida, Rhabditidae. Bases 15 to 677 code for a protein of 220 amino acids.
CCUCACUGAAAACCAUGUCGAAAACUGUACUUUUUGUGCUUUUCCUUGCUUUUCCAACUGUAACAGUUGCCGACUUCUUGGACGAUUUUUUGAAGCAUGCAUCAGAUAAUCCGUCAUGCUCCGAAGAAUUCAAAAAAAUUCUGGCAUGCGCUCAGCCACAUUUUGAACUAAUCAGAGAAGUCUACCCAAAACUGAAUUCUAUAUCAACACUUUACAACAUUGGUUUGAUGAAUAAAGGACUUCAACUUGUUGAGAAUGUGACCAUCUGUCUGGGAGAAGAAAAAAGAGACUUCAAGUGCACACUACCAAAGAUUGUAGUUACUUCAUUGGAUUAUGCCCAAUACAUUGGCAAGAAAGUUUAUGGAGACGCUUUCCACUGUUUCAUAAAUGUUAACGCAAUCGAAACAUUCCAAAUCUGUGCAGCGGAAAAUCAACAGCCCCGGAAUAUCCACGAAAACGUUUUAAAUGAUGAAAGUGCCUACAAAAAGAUAGCACAACCAAUAGUUGAAUGUAUGGCCAAAAAGAUGUACGAGACUCCAUCCUGCACCAUCGAUCGAAUUGUCGAGUUGUACCAUGCUGGAGAGGCCGGACUUGAUUUGUAUUACUCAUUGUUAAAGUUCGUGAAGGGAGUACAAGUUGAACGGAGCUUCAGUGAUAACAACUAUUGCCGUGCUUAAUAAUUGUGUUUAAAAAAGUGCAAAAUUCCUUAACGGAAUGAAGAUUUUUUAUCACAUAGUUCUGAAACAGUAAAUUAAUAUUUUG